AUGGGCGAGAUCUUGAAGCAUGAAGAUGGAGAAAACAAGAUGGUGAAAUUUCCGAAAGAGGAAAGUGAUACAGUCAGCCAGAUGCUCAAGGAUGCCAAGACCUUUCUGGACUUCCACUACGACCAGGUGAUCUUUCACGGAGCCCGAUUUGGAAAAGGCAUGAAGACCAUUUUGGCUCCCAAGUUCUCCAAAGGAACUUUGAUCACAUGGCCAGAAGGUUUCUUGGGCAUCUCCGUGACUGAGCACAACACCGACUCCAACAUCCACAUCAAGGAGCUCUUUGUCAAGAACAUCGACAAGCUCUGUCAUCUCUAUCUCUACGGCUAUGUGCAGUACCAGAACGAUGACUCAUGGAUCACAGCUCGAAUCUCGAGACCACCUGUGAUCAAACCUGACAAAGACCAACCUGACGAAGAUGCAAUGUCUACUGCCAACUCUCCUGAGCUACAACAUGGUGAAUCCACUCUGAAGCGCCAAGGUCCUGACACCAGAACCGUGACCUUGGCACCUGAACGAAGGCGACAGAAGCUCCAUCUCAGUUCUCUUUGGUGGAUGCUGCAACGACCAAAGCAGAUUCAACUUCCUCCUGACGACAUUUGGUUCGAAGAACAUCAACGAUGGAUGAGGAAGAAACUACUUGCUCUUCCUGCUGAACAUCCUCGAGUACGACAACGGCCUCUACUCCACUUGCAUUGCCGCACUGAGGCAGACCUUCGGAUCUACCUGUCUGAUGGUGGAAUCUACCGAGUUGACGAAGACACUGACGUCUUGGACGAAACGAAGGUCCUCCAACAUUGGCCUGACUUCGAGGCCAGCGACAAGGCAGAACUCAAGCAGUUCGUGGAUGAGAAGGUCUUCAGAAAGGUCCUCUUGGACGACUUGCCUCAAGGAACUGCCUUGGUGGAUGCCACAUGGGUGCGAAAGUUCAAGCGCACCGCCAACAAAACCUUGAAGGCUAAAAGCCGACUUUGUGCCCGCCUGACCUUCAAGCGCACCAAGGAGAUCCUGCAGAAGAGAGCUGUCGUGGUGCCUGAUCGACAAGUGGCAAUUGUGCCUCCUCCAAACGUGUGGCAUCACCUUGCCUCCUUUGACCCGCACUUUGCAGUGGCUGAAGGUGAUGAGAGCCGAUGGGCCCUACUAUGUGAGAAGGCUUCCUAUGGCCUGGUUGAUGCCCCGCUCGCAUGGCAAUUGUCGCUCUUUGAGACUCUUGAAGAAGGUGGAUGCUGCCAAUCCUUGCUGGAUGAAAACAUGUGGCACAAGAAGUGCCCUACAACUGGCCGACUUCAAGGAGUUCUCACCACUCAUGUGGAUGACAUUGCCGUUGCGGCGAAUGACAACUUCCUUAACGAGCAGUACAAAUUUCUCACCAGCCGAUUCGGCAAGAUCAGCGAGGAAAAACCUCCUUUUCAACACUGUGGAGCCCGCUACUCACAGACCGGUUCGACCUUCCAGAUUGACCAACAGGAGUUCAUCGACUCCAUGAAGAUCCUUGACCUGAAGGACUUUGGAAAUGACAUGAACCGGCUGCUGAAUCCAAAAGAGGUGUCUAUGUUUAGAAGUGUGCUGGGCGGUUUGCUGUGGAUCACCUCAACCAGACUUGACUUGGUUGCAGAGAUUGGUGUGUUGCAAUCCAGAGUGACCAAAGCAACUGUCCAAGACAUGCACAUGGCGAACGCCAGUGUCAAGAAGGCCAAGAUGGUACAGUACCGCGGCCUGGGGAUCACCUUCAAGCACUUUCCAACUUCAGUGCCCUGGCGAUUGGUUGCAGUUCACGAUGCAUCCUCAGCAUCGAAGGGACGAGCCUACUCGCAAGAAGGUGUCAUGAUCCUUUUGAUGAGAGACAACCUCAACUUUGACAAGCGGAUCCACUCCAUUACUGGGCUGGAAGUGAGCGAAAAGCCCUCACUACAACAACUUGCUGCUCUACAAGAAGCUGGAGUUCCAUUUCUACCUGUGGAUUCCAUGACGGAUUGCAAAGACCUGUAUGCCUUGACAACAGGUCGCACUGCCCUUCCUCAAGACAAAUCUCAGCGAGUCUACAUUCUGGCUCAUCGUGAAGCUCGACUCUGUGGACGUCUUCGCUGGAUCAUCCUGGUUCCAACACAGUCUAUGGUGGCAGAUGCAUUGACGAAGCCGAUGCUGAGCAAACAGCUUCUGCAUCUACUUUCGACUGGCCAGGUGAUUUUCAUGAAUCAGGAAGGACAUCCUUUGGAAGCCCGUCGACUGCCUCCAACAGCAGACUUCACUGAAGAUGACCUCUUGGAUGGCGAUGAGAAAUGGAUCAGCUACUUGACACCCAAUGACAUCAAGCGGAUCCAGAACUAUGCUUCUUCCUGGACAAGACCUACAUCGACCUGGAGCUCUACGCCUGGAACUUCGAGCGCUACAUCCUGGACUAUGCCAACUUCGAGCUCUACAACAUGGACUUCCCGGACGAGCCUUGCGCUGCUGGCGAUCCUAUGUGCUGUUCAAUGUGGACACGGCAAAGCCGAUGGUGGACAGUGCCCUGCUGACAAGGGCAACGAAUUUGAUUUUCAGAAGGCCCUCAUCUACGUGAUGACAGCCAUUUGCAUGAUGAUGAUGGUGGCGAUUUACUACCUAUGGAGAUGUGUGAAAGGAAUGAACACUGAACACAAUGUGCUGGAGCUCCAAUUGCAGCUGGGCGAGAACGUGAAGGACAUCAACAUCCUUUACAGAACCUUGUGUCGUAGUGCUGGACCUCAUCCUGAGGAGCCCUCUGCAAGCAGAUCGAGGACGACAGAUCGACGUCCUGCAGAACCUGAACCUGAUGGAGAACUUGGUUCUGCAAGCGAGCCUGACAGAGAGAGACCCUUCAACGAGACGGCCUCGCGAUCUCGCGAUGACAGUGAAGAUCGAGUGCAUGUCGAUCCAUCUGACGACAUGUCUUUGGAUGAAGUGAGGCACGACAUGAAUGCCCAUGAGAGAUACAACAGAAGGAUGCGCAACCGAUUGCACAUCAUGAACAUUGAGUCCAACAACAUGGAGGUGUAUUUGUACGCCUUGGUUCAACAACAUGGCCCUGACUAUGUAGUGCCGCUGCCGGACAUCAUCGAGCUCUACGAGGAGCAUGCAACGAGCAUGGAUGCACCGGGCGAAUACCGUGCCCAUGAGCAGAUGAUGCAUCAGCAGUUCGCUGAUGGUUCCUGGCGCUUCAUCCUCAUCGAAGAGAGCGAGGAAUUCGGUUACAUCAAUGUUGUCAAAAUGAAGGAGAAGGCCAUGUCGGAAGGAGAGCGCAAGCUUGGUGGGCUUGAUGCCGACGUGCAAUGUAGCAACGCCAUCUUAGGCGAACAACUGCUGACUAUGUCCGGGGCGAUUGGUAUGGAACAGCGGCUGAUGUGGCGUGUCAUGAGCAACAACCUUGGCGACUUGAAGAAACUGAGCCGAAACCCUCCGAGACGAACUUGUAGCGCCUUUGUUGUGCAGCUGUUGGAGGCGGCUGAUGGUGGCUGGCGCACCUCAGCGCCGCAGCAGUUGGCCUUCCGGGUUGUCCCGAUGCGCUUCGGCGACUCGGAUGCUGAUGACUGUCCCUUGCCCGGCGAUUCCCUCGUUAUCAAGUCCGUCCCGGAUUUGCGUUCCUUCGUUUGCAUUUUGCCCGACCCUGUCGCGUUUCCAGAUCUGCCUUUUCCAGCCGCUGCAACCAGGACCGAUGAGAUCGGCACCGGGCAUGCCACCGAAAGAAGGCGCUUUGCAGUGGCUGAUCGGGUGAUUCCGGCCGAAUCCCUUUCAGGAAAAGACGGCACCCUGGACGACACUGGAGAGGACGAGGACGAGUACACCUACCCCUUUUUGGAUUCCAGACGUGAGCUUUCACCUGAAUUGGUGGUGGAUCCGAAACACUGGGCGAGAGGGAACUCGCUUGGAGAAUGCGGCGAGAUGUCAUCGACAGAGAUCAAGGGACCCACGGCUCCACUACUCUUGAGCCUUCCCAGUCAGGAGCGAUAG
Molecule: messenger RNA, 3963 nt
Organism: Cladocopium goreaui
Lineage: Eukaryota; Dinophyceae; Suessiales; Symbiodiniaceae
Source: the annotation of a GenBank genome assembly